AUGUCCAAGAUCCAGGUGUCAGGUGUGCGAUCGUCCGUCCGUGAUGUGCUGAAGGGCGCUGAAGAAAAGAAGCGCAACUUCAACGAGACCGUCGAGCUGCAGAUUGGUCUGAAGAACUACGACCCGCAGCGUGACAAGCGUUUCAGUGGUACAGUGAGGCUCCCACACGUGCCUCGCCCCCGCAUGUCGCUCUGCAUUCUGGCUGAUGCUGCGGACGUUGACCGUGCGAAGUUGAUCUCGCUUGACUUCAUGACCGUUGAUGACUUGAAGAAGCUCAACAAGAACAAGAAGCUUGUGAAGAAGCUCGCCAAGAAGUACGACGCUUUCCUGUCUUCGGACGCUCUGAUCAAGCAGAUUCCACGUCUUUUGGGUCCUGGUCUCUCGAAGGCAGGAAAGUUCCCCUCGCCUGUCUCGCACGCCGAGGACCUCGAAAAGAAGGUGACUGACGUGAAGUCGACCAUCAAGUUCCAACUGAAGAAGGUUCUGUGUCUUGGUGUGGCUAUCGGUCAUGUCCAGAUGACCGAGGACCAGCUCACGGCUAACAUCAUGCUUGCCGUGAACUUCCUUAUCUCGCUGCUGAAGAAGAACUGGCAGAACGUCAAGUCGCUUCAUAUCAAGUCGACAAUGGGUAAGGCUCAGCGCCUUUUCUAA
Malassezia globosa CBS 7966 is the source of this 651-nucleotide messenger RNA. RefSeq lists its product as uncharacterized. Gene Ontology annotation, molecular function: structural constituent of ribosome; RNA binding. The record is from RefSeq and is a predicted model, not a curated record. Gene Ontology annotation, biological process: maturation of LSU-rRNA; translation. NCBI's taxonomy places the organism in Eukaryota, Fungi, Basidiomycota, Malasseziomycetes, Malasseziales, Malasseziaceae. Gene Ontology annotation, cellular component: cytosolic large ribosomal subunit. The transcript has a single exon. Bases 1 to 651 code for a protein of 216 amino acids.